GCUAAGCUUUUGAUUCCUAAUGGAAAGUCAAUCACUGAGUAAUCUUUUUCUUUUCUCUUUCUUUUCACAAUAAAGGUGACAGUUCCAUUCCUUCCCUUCCCCUCCAAGUUUCUUCACCAAAAUAAAAGCAGCGGGCAACAUUGCCAUACCUGCAAACAUCCAUGCAAACCCAAGGGGUCAAAUUUUCAUCGAUUUUUUGUCUGAUGACACACAGAAUUGUUGGACUCCUGUCUGGUACCAGUAUACAAGAAGAUCAAAAGCUUUGCUCCAUAUAAACCGUGGAUUUCACCGUCGAAAAAAGUAAAAAGGUGGAAGCAACAGCAGAAAGCUCCAUGGUGAUGGUAAAGGUAGACGGCGGUCGUUCCUCCUGCAGCUCUGAGGGUGAUGACACUCUUGGCAAUUCCUAACUUCUUCUUCUUCUUCCUUUUUUUUUCCCCCCUCUUAUCUAUAAUUCAAGUUAAUUAUCAACUUUGCAGAUUCACCUGUAUACAAAAAGUUGGAAUAAAUGUUGGAGCAUAAAUGGAUUUAAUUAUUUCUUCUUUUCUUAUUAAUCUGAUUUAGUUGGUCAUUAUAGUCUGAAGUUAAUUAUUUGACGAGAACAGAAUUUUCCGUUUGGACGAGAGACAAUCCACCGGCACACUAUAUGUUGAGGAUAGAAUCAUUUUCACUGCUGUGUCAGGUACUUCAAAUCACUGCUGAGAAACGAUAUGAAUCCCUAGCUUUCAAAGCAGGGGGCUACAACUGGAAGUUGUCUCUUGACCCUAAUGGUGGCAAAGGAAGUGAUGGCCAUGGAGAUGGGAACAUUUCUCUCUACUUGAUGAUUGUUGAAACUAACACUUUAAUUACCUCUUGGAUGGAUGAUAGAUGUCAAUUUCAAACUUUUUGUGUACGAUCAAAUUGGAGCCAAGUAUUAUGUCUUUGAUGGUAGAGUUUCUUAAUUUGAUCAGUGUUUUUCUUUUUAUUUUAUUUUUAUUUUUGGGGCAUGACAGUAGAUGAUGGAUGCUGCUAAAAUGCUGUACGUGGUAACAUAUAAUUCAUAUUUCGUCCCUUUCUCUUCUUUCUUGUAUUUAAGAUUCUAAAGCAAAGGCUAGACGUUUUCAUGCAAGGAAAACUGAAUGGGGAUUUUCAAAACUACUCUCGCGCAAAGAUUUCGCUGAUGCUUGUAAUGGAUAUCUUGUGGGAGAUACCUGUGUAUUUGGAGCAGAAGUGUAUGUAGAAAAUGAAAAUUAUUUUGGAGUUGGUGAGUGUUUGUCAAUGUUGAAUACUAAAGAUGAGGGAUUCACUUGGAAAAUUGACAAAUUUUCCCUCUUGGACGAGGAAGUGAUUGAGUCAGGAACUUUCACUGCUGGCGGACUGGAAUGGUCGUUAUCUCUCUACCCAAAGGGGGAUUCAAGUAGUGAUGGUGAAAGCCUUUCGCUCCUUCUGAAUUUAAUUGAUGCUGAAUGCGUUCGAGGAGGGCGAAAAAUUUGUGCGCAGUUCAUGAUCCUAGUAAAAGACCAGCUUAAUAACAAACAUUAUUCUCUAGCAGAUGCUGCGUGGUUUUUUAGCAUAUUUGAUUGUUGGUGUUGCUCUAACUUCAUGCCGCUGAGAGAUCUUCAGUGCCCAUCAAGAGGUUUCCUCGUGAAUGAUACAUUAAUAAUUGAAUUCAAGCCAGAUGUUAUAUCCAACAUCAAGAAAUUCGCUUGAACUUUUGUGUUCAUGUUUGUUGGUGUUUCGUAAUUAUCUUUUCUAGCUAGAACCAUAUAUAAUGUUUGACUUCAAAAGUAUUGUUAAUUAACUUUCUGUUCGGUGUUCAAGAUUGUAAUUCGUCUAAUGCCUUUAUCUUUUCUUUGGUAUUUGUCUAAUGUCCUACUGGUCUGGCCGGAACUAUUAUUUGAAUAUUACCUUCUAUGUUUAUUCAAUAACCACUAAAGGUACUC
Messenger RNA from Rubroshorea leprosula, 1919 nucleotides. Lineage: Eukaryota; Viridiplantae; Streptophyta; Magnoliopsida; Malvales; Dipterocarpaceae. The record is from the annotation of a GenBank genome assembly.